CAGAGCUCUCAACGAAGAUGCUUUCAUGACAUAUAAUCCAAUCACAAAGCUGUCGCAAUAGCAGACGACAAGGACUCGCUCAUCUUCUCACGAUGGCGUUCUCCAAUGACCCAGUACCGGUCAACUCAGACCCCCAACCCCUACACCUUGAACCCUCAGAGCUAGGCACGAAGGAAUACUGGGACCACCUCUACACAACCGAACUCAGCAACCACGCCUCCGACCCUACCGACACGGGCACCAACUGGUUCGACGACUCGAACGCGCAGGACAAAGUCAUCGAGUACCUCUCCACGCUGUCCCUCCCACAAUCCAUGACGUCCUUCCUCGACCUCGGCACGGGAAACGGCGCGCUCCUCUUCGGCCUGCGCGACGACGGGUGGGCGGGGCGUAUGCUCGGCGUAGAUUAUAGCGAGCGGAGCGUCGAGUUCGCGCGCCGAAUCGCCGUCUCACGGCGGAUGGAAAGAAAAGAGGAGGGACUUGAGGAAGAGAAAGAGGAUGUCGAGUUCAGGUGGCAUGAUAUCUUGAACACCCCCCCUGAGCAACUGUUUUACAACGGAACCGAGGGGCAAUGGGACGUAGUCCUCGACAAGGGGACCUUCGACGCUAUCUCCUUAUCGGCCGAGACGGACGCGAAUGGGAGGCGGGUUAGCGAGGGGUAUAGGGGCCAAGUGUUGAAGUUGGUCAGAGACGGGGGUAUAUUCCUGGUUACGAGUUGUAAUUGGACCGAAGAGGAGCUGGGGAAGUGGUUUGAGGGCGUCAAGGAGGGGGAUACGGAGGGGGUUACGGAGGGGGUUGGGUUUGAGAAGGUGGGCAGGGUACAGUAUCGGAGUUUUAGUUUUGGGGGUGUCCAGGGACAGACGAUUAGUACGCUGUGUUUCCGCAAGAUGGUUAGGAGGUGAUGAUGGGUUUACAAGGGAUCGGUCUGCCAAUUUAAAAGCGAGCUGCGAUCAAAGGCAAAUACGUCCCGGGAGAUACCCCUUGAUUUAAGUUCGGAUGAAGCCCUCCACACUAUUAGAUGGAAACAAAACAACAAAAACAGGAGAGCAUCUAUAAAAUCAUGCGCAUUUUUCGUGACCUCUGGUAUUGUAAUUGUACAGAACCCCGUAUAUCCUGGGGUUGACAAGCUGCUUCCGCACAGCCAGCCCAGGCCCUUGCUCAUCGU
Pseudomassariella vexata is the source of this 1165-nucleotide messenger RNA. RefSeq names its product S-adenosyl-L-methionine-dependent methyltransferase. Gene Ontology annotation, molecular function: protein-lysine N-methyltransferase activity. Gene Ontology annotation, cellular component: cytoplasm. The record is from RefSeq and is a predicted model, not a curated record. Bases 93 to 902 code for a protein of 269 amino acids. NCBI's taxonomy places the organism in Eukaryota, Fungi, Ascomycota, Sordariomycetes, Amphisphaeriales, Pseudomassariaceae. The transcript has 2 exons. Gene Ontology annotation, biological process: peptidyl-lysine monomethylation; peptidyl-lysine dimethylation.